Molecule: messenger RNA, 390 nt
Organism: Sordaria macrospora k-hell
Lineage: Eukaryota; Fungi; Ascomycota; Sordariomycetes; Sordariales; Sordariaceae
Source: RefSeq, a predicted model, not a curated record
AUGUCUCAAUCGCAUCCACACAAAACCCCUUCCAUCGCAACCACGUCAUCCUUCCCCCAGCCGCAUCCUCAACCUCCUCAACCUCCUCGCCCUCAACCUCCCCAAAACCCCUCCACCCUAAUCUACCCCCUCUUCAUCUUCCUCUUCGAAACCGAGCAAUUUUUGCUAAAAGCACUCCGGAGUUACCGCCUGGGUACAGGUAAUUUGGAUCCCCUAGCCCACGAAAAGCUCGAUUCCGCCUUUACCAAGUUCAAAGGAUGGGCAACAAGCAACGUCGACCACCUCAAGUGCCUGGCUGAGGAUAUAGAGAACAGCAGCGAGUCGGGGAUGCACCAGCCGAGGAAUUACAAGGCUUACCAGAUGCUGUUUUGGCGGUUUAAAGGGUUGUGA